AUGGUAGAUACUGUCCUCUGCCCCAGCCUGUCAGGCACUGUUUCCAGCAGUUCUGUUAACAAGGAGCGUUUUAAUGCUGCAGUUGACGACCAAGGAUUCUCAGGGAACGAGACAAUGGAGGGGGUGGGGGUCUCCCUGACGGCCCUCAUGGUUCUGGACAGUCAUCUGACCACGGUGUUCCUCCCCAUCGUCUACAUAGUGGUGUUUGCUGUGGGGCUGCCCACCAACACCAUGGCCAUCUGGGUCUUCCUGUUCCGGACCAAGAAGAAGCACCCUGCCACCAUCUACAUGGCCAACCUGGCUCUGUCUGACCUGCUCUUUGUCAUCUGGACGCCUCUGAAGAUCGCCUACCACUUCAACGGUAACGACUGGAUCUAUGGAGAGAGGCUGUGUAAAGUCGUGGUGGGCUUCUUCUAUGGGAACAUGUACUGCUCCAUCCUCUUCAUCACCUGUAUCAGUGUCCAGCGCUACUGGGCCAUCGUUUACCCCCUCUCCCAGGAUUGUAGGAACAACCAUGUAGCCAUCGGUGUCUCGGUCGCAGUCUGGGUGGGGGUCUGGCUGCUGACCACCCCUCUCUACCUCUAUGACCAGACAGUCAAGGUGACCAACCUCAACAUCACCACCUGCCACGACGUCGUCCGGCCCAGCCAGAAUAGCAUGGCCGUCGGCUACUUCCUGACCAUGGGAACCCUUGGAUUUGUAGUUCCCACUGUGGUGUGCGUGGUGGCCUACGUUCUGAUGCUCAAGUCCCUGAGGAACUCAAUGACGGACAGCAGCAUCACCAAGAAUCGGCGCAAGGCUGUGGUGCUCAUCAUUACUGUGCUGGUCAUGUUCCUGGUCUGUUUCACCCCCAGUAACAUCAUGCUGCUUGUGCACUACUCCCUCCUGCUGGCCGGAGUAGUGAACGAUGGCUACGGCUUUUACAUCACCACCCUGUGUCUGGCCGCCCUCAACAGCUGUGUGGAUCCAUUCAUCUACUACUUCAUCUCAGAGGAGUUCAGGGAGCACGUGAAGAACACGCUGAGGUGCCGCAGUGAGAGGACAGUGGCGAGGAUGAGGGUCUCGUUCAGCGCUCUUAAGUACUCCAAGAAAAAAAGCACCUACAUGUCAGACUCAGGGAACACACAGAGCAGCUCCUGUUAAGGGGGUUGUCAUGUGGAGAUGGAAGUUGGCUGUACUGAUGUUUUUAAAGUACUGGACGGGUGAAAGGGAAUAGCUGGUGACCAUCUGCCAUGUUGCUUUCACCUGACUUGUUUCAUCAUUAUUAAUGGAAAAGGUGCCAUUUUAAACUGAGAUGCAACCACAGACUACUUCAUAUUAUGUGCUUGUGUUACAUUGGCUUCUCUUCCCUCAUACAUGAUAUUUACAUGGAGAUUUUGUUUGUUUUAUAUAGAGGGCAAAAUUAGUAAGAGUGAUGAGGCAAAUUGUUUUUAUUCCACGUUACUGAUCCAUCCUCCACGUUUAGACAAUCAGAUGUCCAUUAAGUUUGUUCCAGCGUGGAGCUCUCCGAAACUGUCAACUUAGUUCUCAGUGCCCUGCACUGACCCUUCACUUCUUUAAGUGAGCCAUUCACCUACAGUACAUAGUGAAAGUCUACACACCCCUUGCACAGUUAUGGCAUUUUCUAUACCACCUGCUUGACAUUUUCAAAGUGAAAGAAAAGGUAUAGACAAUGUUUGAAAAAAAUAAACAAAGAUGUCUUGUUUGUAUUCACAUCCCAUAGUUAACACUUAGUGGAAGCACCUUUGGCAGCAAUUCCAGCUGAAAGUCAUUUUGAAUAACAUUCUACCUACUCUUAGCUUAACACGAGUCACAAACCCGGAU
Molecule: messenger RNA, 1824 nt
Organism: Salvelinus namaycush (lake trout)
Lineage: Eukaryota; Metazoa; Chordata; Actinopteri; Salmoniformes; Salmonidae
Product: proteinase-activated receptor 2-like
Exons: 2
Coding region: 1-1143 (380 amino acids)
Biological process (GO): positive regulation of Rho protein signal transduction; phospholipase C-activating G protein-coupled receptor signaling pathway; blood coagulation
Cellular component (GO): membrane
Molecular function (GO): thrombin-activated receptor activity
Source: RefSeq, a predicted model, not a curated record